This is a messenger RNA of Paramisgurnus dabryanus, 5204 nucleotides long. The record is from RefSeq and is a predicted model, not a curated record. Lineage: Eukaryota; Metazoa; Chordata; Actinopteri; Cypriniformes; Cobitidae.
CCUGUACAGUGGGACAUCCCGAUCCCAACGCACUCCAUCAGUCCUGAGUCCUACUUCAGACGCUUGCUUACAUUUUCUCGGACAGGACUGGACUGGAAACCGACAGCUUUAUUUUAGUUGUCUGCUGCAAUAAUGUAACGGACCUCUGCGUGUGAUUAAAGUCAUCUCGCGUGUUAUGGAGUGUGAAGUCAGUGCUGAACAUCUCUGCUGCUGAUCCAGACACACACACAGCGCGAUCUCCUGCUACUACUGUUUUACUGUAGACUUCUGAGAUACAAAACAUGGGCAAACAUCUCAUCUGCUGUCGACUUUGGGCUCUCGUGGCUCUUUUCUCCCUCGAACACGUCUUGUCUUUUAAUUUGGACAUAAGCAAACCCUCUGUGUUUUUAGGACCUCCAGGAAGUUAUUUUGGAUUUUCUGUGGCUUUUUUCAAUCCUGAUAACAAACAAUUAAACAUACUGGUGGGUGCUCCCAGGGCAAACACUUCAGAUCAAACCCCCUCAGCGGUCACUGAGAGGGGAGCUGUCUUCAGUUGUCCCUGGAAUAAAAGUGGCAAGACAUGCACACAGAUUGAGUUUGACAGCACUGAUAACAAGAAAAGUUCCAAUGGACAACAAAUGGAGUUUAAAUCGAAUCAAUGGUUUGGAGCGACAGUGCGUUCCUCUGGGGACCAUAUACUGGCAUGCGCUCCUCUCUAUCAGUGGAGUACCUAUGGAUUAUCAGAUAGAGAGCCUGUUGGGACAUGUUUCCUGAAGAAGGGCAACAGCAUUGUGGAGUAUUCACCUUGUCGCUCCAAAACAUCAAGCACACCAGAGGGACAAGGGUUUUGUCAAGCCGGUUUUAGUGCAGACUUUGUGAAGAAGAAUCGGGUUGUUCUUGGAGGACCAGGAAGUUUUUACUGGCAGGGCCAGCUGAUCUCAGAUGACAUCAGUGAGGUCAUCAGCAGAUACGAUAAGGAUUCACUCGUCACUCCAUACAGUAAACAGUUAUCAACUAAGUCAGCCGGGGCUCAGUAUGAUGAUAGUUAUUUGGGUUACUCUGUGACUGUUGGUGAUUUUAAUGAGGAUGGUGAAGACGAUUACGUCACUGGAGUUCCUAGGGGCGAGAAGGCUCUCGGCUAUGUCAACAUUUUCAACGGGAAGAACAUGGAGUCUAUAUAUAAUUUCACAGGCACACAGAUGGCUGCUUACUUUGGUCAUUCUGUAGCAGCCGUUGACAUUAAUAAUGAUAGGAAGAUGGAUUUAUUGGUAGGGGCUCCUCUGUUCAUGGACCGUGGCUCAGAUGGAAAACUAAGGGAAGUGGGUCAGGUAUAUGUUUACCUUGGCAAAGGUGGCUUCACUUUCAGCGGUGCCGUUAAACUUACUGGCUCUGAGAUCUAUGCCCGAUAUGGAAGCUCCAUCUGCAGCCUGGGAGACCUCAACAUGGAUGGAUAUAAUGAUGUGGCCAUUGCUGCUCCAUAUGGAGGGCCGUUCCACCGCGGCCUGGUUUACAUCCAUAACGGGCGUCCCACAGGGCCCAGUCCUGUGGCCUCUCAAAUUUUAGAAGGGACGUGGGCGUCGACUUCCAUGCCUUCAAGCUUUGGUUAUGCCAUGCAUGGAGGCACUGAUGUAGAUCAAAACGGAUACCCUGACCUGAUUGUUGGCGUGUUUGGGGCUGACAGAGCUGUUCUGUACAGGGCUCGUCCAGUCAUCAGUGUGAACAGCACACUGGAUAUUAGUCCACAGAUCCUGAACCCUGAGGACAAGAGCUGUACUCUGCCGGGAUCAACCAAAAAAGUGUCCUGCUUCACUGUGAAAUACUGUUUGAAGGCAAGUGGCAAGGGAGCUCCAACCACUCUUAACUUUCAGUUAGAUCUGACCCUGGACCGCCUCAAACACAAGGGAGCCAUCAAACGUGUGCUGUUCCUACACAACAAGAUGUCUCACUAUUCGAAAAAUAUGACUGUCUCCAACAACGAGGGACUGAGCUGCGAGGAGCUUCAGGCAUUCUUAAUAGAUGACUCAGAAUUCAGGGAUAAAAUCACACCCAUUGCCGUCUUUAUGGAGUACAGCUUGGAUUACAAAACAGCAGCAGAUAAAACCGGCCUGUUGCCUAUUCUUGACCAGUCUACUCCUACAAACAUCACCAAACAGGCCCACAUACUCCUGGACUGCGGUGAAGACAAUAUUUGCAAACCAGACUUGAAACUGACUGUUGUGAGUAACCAGAAACAGAUCUACAUAGGUGACGAUAACCCACUGACCCUAGAGGUGACAGCAGAAAAUGAAGGAGAAGGGGCGUAUGAAGCUGACCUUAUUAUAACUUUACCACCUCAGGCAGAUUUAAUUGGGGUAGUACGGAACAGUGAGACAUUAUCCAGGCUGUCCUGUGCCAUCAAAAAUGAAAAUCAGACCAGACUGGUAGUGUGUGAUCUUGGAAACCCAAUGAAAGGAGGCACCAAGAUCGCAGCAGGAUUACGCUUCAGUGUGCAUCAGCUGUCUGAACAGGACACCCAAGUCAAGUUUGACUUGCAGAUACAAAGCUCAAACCAGUUCAAUAAAACCAGUAAUCUGGUGUCUGUGGUGACAGAGCUCGCUGUGCUGGCCAAAGUGGAACUAAGGGGGGUGUCUGCACCGGAGCAGGUUUUCCUACCCAUAGCUAACUGGCAACCGAAAGAAAACCCUGUUCUAGAGGACGACAUUGGACCUCUAGUUCAGCACAUUUAUGAGUUGCGAAACAGAGGACCCAGUACCUUCAGCAAGGCCAUUUUGGAUGUGCAGUUGCCCUACAGAUUCAACAAUGGUUCUCUGCUUUAUAUCACCAAAUUAGAAGUGGAUGGAAACAUGAAUUGCAGCUCAAACAGAGAGAUCAACCCUUUGAAUGUAACCAAUCCCAGAUUGGUUGACAAAAAUGAGACUUCUGGCAGAGAGGAAAGGGCAGAGGGAAGGAACCGCAGACUGCACCGCAGAGACCUGGAGGAUAAACAAGGAGAGGAAAACUUAGAGAUUCUGGAUUGUGGGACUGCUGAGUGUCAGGAGAUAAAGUGUUGGAUUGGGCGUUUGGAGAAAGGACAGAGUGCCAUUUUAUUUAUUUACUCCAGACUCGCUGUCAGCACAUUCCUCAAGGCUGAAAGUCAAAACAAGUCAUACACUGUUCGAUCAUCCGCCUCCUUCAGCGUGGUAGAAAUGCCUUAUAAAAAUUUAAAGUCUGAGCUUCCAACCAGCAUGACAUCAGCCUCUCUAAAGGUGAUUUGGGUGAAUUCAGAGCUCAUUCAGCCUGUUCCUGGAUGGGUGGUGUCUCUGGCUGUACUCGCUGGACUUCUGCUCCUGGCUCUGCUCAUCUUUGUCAUGUAUAAGCUGGGCUUCUUUAAACGUGUCCGGCCACCACAGGAUGACAACAUAGAAAAAGAACAGCUCCAGCCUCAGGAGAAUGGAGAGAAAAACACAGAAGCCUAAAGUCUUCAUCUUUAGCAGUUCAUUACAGCAACAAUACAAUAAUAGCACACCUGCAGGAGAAAGCCAGAAUUGCAGGCUAUUGGCACUACUGGUGAGAGUGAAAUACAUGCCUUAGAAUAUUUUCUCUUUAUUAGCAGGUCAGCAUUUCAAUGCAGGCAUCCGAGCGUGAUCAUGCUUACUUAGAAUCUGUGGACAUCCCUAAUGGUGCCUGUUGUUGUUGUUGUUUGAAUGGUACACAUAAGCAUAACAUGAAGUGAUGUUGAAAGAUUAAAGCCCUGCUUCCCUUCCUCUUCCACUGUGCGCCUUUUCUGUUUACCUGCACUGAGACUUAAUGAGGUUUGAUUUCAAUUGGGUGUAGAUAUUAAUACAUUUAAAGUGAUUUUUUUUUAUGUCUUAACCUGUAAUAGAUUUAAUGUUGAGGAACAGUACGUAUGCUUUGGUACAAAUUUCUGGUUUUCGUUCUUCUGUGGGAGAAACUUUUGUGUUGUUUUGUUAAGUGUAGCCAAAUUUCUAUUAUUUUGGACUCUUGGCAGCAGUUUUGGUGUCCUUUAUUUUUUUGGCAGUUGUUUCCGAAUUUGGGGAUUUUGACUCUUAUUUACUAUUUGGGCUUGUUUUAUUUUGAAAAAAAAAAAUAUUUUGAUGUUUGUCUACUGUAAACACAUAUUAGUGCAGGGAUUUUAUUUGGAUACAUUUCUAUAAAGAAAAAGAGAAAAUCUGUUUGCACAAAAGAACAGUGAAAUUGUAGCAUGUUUAUAUUUUGAACCACACAUUACAAACAGAACACAUUUAUGACCCUGGACCACAAACUAGUCAAAAGUCACAUGGGUAUAUUUGUAGCAUUAGCCAACAAUACAUUGUAUUGGUCAAAAUUAUUGAUUUAUGCCAAAAAUCAUCUGGAUAUUAAGUAAAGAUCAUGUUCCAUGAAGAUAUUUUGUAAAUUUCCUAGCGUAAAUAUCAAAAAAAUAUUUAUCAUUAGUAAUAUGUGUUGCUAAAUACUUCAUUUGGAAAACUUUAAAGGCGAUUUUCUUUUCUUUUUUUCAAAUAGUUGUAUAUCAUCCUAUCCUAACAAACCAUACAUCAAUGGAAAGCCUAUUUAUUCAUCUUUCAUAUGGCAUAUAAAUUGACCCUUAUGACUUGUUUUUGAUGUUCAUGGUUACAUUAAGGAUUCAUCUCAGUCAAGCAACCAGUAAUUUUUUACAGGUUAGGCACUACCGUGUUCUUAUAAAGAUGCUGCCAUUGUAUAAACCAUAAUUUUACAAAUUUGAAAGGAUUUUUAUUUGACUUAUGUUUAUUGAUUGUCUUAGUUAAAGGCUUUUCAUAGCAAUUUGUUUUUUAUUUUGACUGCACAUAUAAAAUAUACUGCAAUAUGACACCCAUCAAAUUACAAACCUAAUCUUGAUUUCCCAUUUUGCUGUAUUAUACUAAUGCUGCUGCCCAUAUGAAUUUGCCCAUAUUGGGUUGCCGAAAGUAUGUUGUCUAAAUGAAAAUUUGUUAACAGUAGUAAUUCAAUCAAGUAUGCUUUUAACACAGAUAUUAUAAGAUAUAUGUCUUGAGUUUUUUUUUUUUUACAAAGGUUGUUUGUAAAAAUGUCUGUAAAAAUCAAUAGAACUUAAUCAUUGUAACAAAAAUAUGUAUUUAAGAGAAUCAACCCUUGUUUUAAAAACGCAAAUCACUGCCUGGACUUAUUUUUCCUAGUAAAAUUUUCUUGAGUUUGUUCAGCAAUAUGUUGUUAAUGCUUCCAUAAUUCAAUAAACAAAUGUACUGGUGUAA